GCAGAAGCCUACGAGGCCACCCACGUCCACUCCGUCUACAACGCCAUCGCGCCGCACUUCUCGUCAACCCGCCACAAGCCCUGGCCCCUAAUCGCCUCCUUCCUCACGGCCCAGCCCCCGGGCGCCACGGGCCUCGACGUCGGCUGCGGCAACGGCAAGUAUCUCCCCGUCAACCCGACGCUGCACAUCUUCGGCUCCGACCGCAGUGAAGAGCUCGUGCGUCUUGCCCGGUCCGAGCGCAGCGGCGAGGUCGUCGUCGCCGACGCCCUGAGCCUGCCCUACCGUGAGCGCUCCGUCGACUUUGUCAUCUGCGUCGCCGUCAUCCACCACCUGUCCACGGCCGAGCGGCGGCGCGAGUGCAUCCGCGCGCUGCUGAAUUGCGUGAGGCCCGGUGGGAAAGUGCUCAUCUAUGCGUGGGCGCUGGAGCAGAGCACCAGUCGCAGGGGGUGGGACGAAGGCUCGCAGCAGGAUGCGCUGGUGCCGUGGGUGAUGCGCUCAAAGGGCAAGCCCGAUGCCACGUAUCAGCGGUAUUACCACCUGUAUCGAAAGGGCGAGCUGGAGGAGGACGCCGAGGCUGCGGGCGGAGUCGUCGUGGAGAGCGGCUAUGAGAAGGAUAACUGGUGGGUGAUAUGUAGCAGUGAGGAAUCAUGAGGCGUGCUGUUACAUGAGAGCCAAAGAAAGAAAGAAAGAAAGACUAUACCCAACAUCACCAAGACUUGCAAAAAACGCACAAUGUUUCUGAUAAUGAUAAUCAUGAUAGCUAAUUUGAUUGAUACAAAGUAAACGCUGCAGAUAUGCCGUAUGCUAGCUAAAUCGAGUAGAACAAGUACAAACCAGUAAAAAGUUUUAUGCCCAGUGUAUGCCCAAUGCCAUUCUCUCCCCAAAAGCAGAAAGAAGAGAAGAAGAAUACAAAAAGAAAAAAAAAACGCCCUUUCGCUUCAUGCCCUUUCAAAACAUCUUCAUCACCUCCUAACCCCCCCCCCCCCCUUGAAUACUUCAACACGGAUACCUUUAAGAAAAAGAGUCUUCCCAUCAGCUGCCAUUGGUCCGUACCUCUAAAGCCAUAGUAGAAAAGCCCUGUGUCAUGAACCAAAACCCACCAGAAAAAAAAAGCCCAGAGUCUGUGUAGUUUUUCUUUAUUCCAAGAAGCGCCUCUAGCCGUAGACCGGAAAAUAAUAACCAGAAAGAAAAAAAAAGAAAAAAAGAGUGCGGAAGUUGAUUGACAGAGAGCUGGUACAAUAAUGACAGAAAAUCAAAUCUAGGAAAGAAAUGUGAGGAAAGGAAAGCAAAUCAUCAGAAAACAAAACAAAUAGCAGGCUGUCUUAGUGUCUGUGACCGGGCGUACUUGUACUGUUGAUACCAUCCGUCCGUGUCAGUGAGUAAUAUGUUGUCCCAUGAACCGUGUUCCGUAUUUCCCGU
Molecule: messenger RNA, 1419 nt
Organism: Trichoderma atroviride IMI 206040
Lineage: Eukaryota; Fungi; Ascomycota; Sordariomycetes; Hypocreales; Hypocreaceae
Source: RefSeq, a predicted model, not a curated record